Gracilinanus agilis (Agile Gracile Mouse Opossum) is the source of this 5874-nucleotide messenger RNA. It is a transcript of the gene SCAF11, whose product is annotated as SR-related CTD associated factor 11. The record is from RefSeq and is a predicted model, not a curated record. Gene Ontology annotation, molecular function: RNA binding. NCBI's taxonomy places the organism in Eukaryota, Metazoa, Chordata, Mammalia, Didelphimorphia, Didelphidae. The transcript is spliced from 16 exons. Gene Ontology annotation, biological process: spliceosomal complex assembly. Bases 1 to 4635 code for a protein of 1544 amino acids.
AUGGCCUUCGGAUCCGCGGGUGCUCGGCCGAAGGGGAGGGAGCGAGGAAUUAGAAAGCUGCUUGGGGGCGGGGGCAAAGUUUCAGCACCACGCACGGCUGCAGCCCCCCUGCUGAUACGUGGAGUUCGUCAGGCACCCCAGUUCUAUUUCCUCCUUGUGGCCUAUCCGCCCCCUACAGCCUCCCCAGCCUGCAGCGUUUGUAGCAGGAUGGGGUGGGGGAAGGCGGAUGAAGAAGAAGCGGGAAUUCCUUACCAAGAAGAGAUGAAGAGGAAAAAUAACAAUAUUUCAAAUGAGGGGGAUGGGGAACACAAAGACAUUGAAGGUGAAGAAAAUAGAAUGUGCCCUCAUUCCAUUGUCAUUCCAUAUGAAGAAGCUGAUAGAUGCCCAAUAUGUCUUUCCUGCAUAUUAGAGAAGGAAGUUGGUUUUCCUGAAAAUUGUAAUCAUAUCUUCUGCAUUACCUGUAUUCUUAAGUGGGCAGAGACUCUGCCUUCAUGUCCAAUUGAUCGAAAACCGUUUCAGGCAAUAUGUAAAUUCAGUGCAUUGGAAGGUUGUAUUAAGGUACAAGUACCAAGACAAUUAAGAGAAACAGAUGAUAAGAAACAUGAAUGCUCCUUUAAGAAACAGGAUUGCCAUUCUGUAAAUAUUAAAAGCUGCAUGAGAAAAAGAGAAGAUGUAAAAAGAGAUCUGUUAAGUGCAGAAUUUUAUAAAGAUUUGAAGAAAAUGCAUAGAAAUACUUCAAAUAAUGAAAUGGUGAAAAGGAAAGCCACAUUAAUUAAGAUAAAUAAGCCUCAAAGACAGAACUGUCCAAAUCACUGGUUCCAAAAUUAUUUUUCCAGUGUAUUUUCUUCUGAUAAUCACAUUGGAGAAUCUUCUUGUACCAUUAGGAGUUACUGUACAGGAUUUACAGAAUUCACUGAAAUUGACUCAAUGAUUAGACAAAAGAGACAGGAACUACAAUUGUCAUGGUUCUCUGAUACAUUACCUGGAGUUGCAAGAGUUGGUUUCAUUCCUUGGAUGGCUGGAGCUGAAAUCAUUCCUCUUGUUUCCUCUAUGUUGCCAAGAACAAUUUUUCCAAUGAAUACUAUUUCUUUGGAGGACUUUGGGUCAUUUUGCAAGGAACAUGUGCUAGCACAUACACAAGGGGGAGAGGAGAAGAAACAAACUUCAGGCACAUCAAAUAGUAGAGGAACAAGAAGAAAGCCUGCAGAAACAACUCCUAGGAGAAGAUCUACACGUAAUAUGAAAUCUGAAACUGUUAGUCAGUCUCAGAAUUCACCGAUUUCAAAUAAUUCUGAGUGUGAUGCUCCAGAUAGCAAUAAUUCAUCGGUAAAUGUUUCCACUUCAGCAGAUUCCAAGAAGCAGAUUAGACCAGUCCCCAAAAGAAAGCCUAAGAGAAGAACUAGGAAGGCACCUGUAGUUAGAAAGAAACUUCGAAGUUCAUCAUCUCUCCCUGAAAAAUCAUCUUCUAGUGAUUCUGCAGAUGAAGAAGUUUUAGAGUCUGACACACUCCCUGUAUUGGAUAAAGAAUGUAUAUCCAAUACAGAAAGUUGCAACUCUUGCAUCAUGCAGCCAGACAUAGAGCAAGAAUCUGCUAAUGGCUUGGGAAGUUUAAAUGAACAUGUAGACAUUGAGGAACUUAAAGAAAAUCAUGGAAAAGAACCGGAUACUGUAGAGAAGUCAUUUUCUGAUUCUGAUAAUCCAGAACCUUCUCUGCUAGUUGAAGAAGAAAUUAAGGAAAUUGAGAACAAAGGUACUGAGAAAGACACUUUGUUUUUAGAAAGUGAGCUCUCUAAGAAUAAUACUGAGAAAGAAGAUGAACCAAUAGAAACUCAAGUUAAAACAUCUGAGCAUUUAGAAUUUGAGGUAAAGGCAGAUGCAGCCCUUGAAAGUCCUCAAAAUGAAUUGCUUACGCAUUCAAAAUCUGAGGGAGAUGUAAACCAGGUUGAUACUAAUUUCAAAGAUGAGGUAUUUGAGAGUACAGAAUCAAAGGUAAAUGAAGAUCAAAGUACAGAGAGUCUCAAAGUGAGUACCGUUGGCCAUCUUGAUUCUGAGAUUAAAGUAUUAUGUGUACAAAGUUCUGAGGUUGAGUCCCUUGAACAUGAAGAAGCAUUACUUGUAGAAGAUCAUGUUCCUGAGAACCCAAAGGUUGAUUUGCUUGAUCAUACAGAAUCUGGUGAACUGGAUUGCCCUGGAAAUGAGGAAAGUACAAUAGUUUAUUCAAAUAAUGAACAUUUAGAAAGUACUCAAGAAAAUAAAAAUUUAUUGAAAGAUGAUCUGUCAGACAAUGAUAAUGUUAACAAAUCUAUAGAAGAGAAGUCUGAAUUUCUUGCUGAAGAAAAUAAAAAUACAGAAUCAUCUAAUUUAGAUAGCGAACAGUUCCCCAAACAUUUUAAUGAGGACAAUAAUGAAACAAUACCUAUGGAAUGUGACUCAUUUUGUAGUGACCAAAAUGAAUCUGAGAGUGAACUGACUGUCAGUGCUAAAACCAAACUGGAGGAAAAUUCUCAAGAUAAAACACAAGAUUCAGAUCUUAUAAGUGUAAAGGGUGCAACACUCACGCUUGAGACUGAAAAUUCUGCAAAUUUAGUAGAUAAGGCUAAAAAGCCUCGAACUAGAAGGUCUAGAUUUCAUUCUCCUUCUACAACAUGGUCUCCUAGCAAAGACAUUAUACGGGAAAGGAAGCGGUCUCAAUCUCAAUCUCCUAAGAAAGACAUAGGAAAAGAAAGCAGAAAAUCUCAUUCUCAAUCUCCCAAAAUGGAAAUUACCAGAGGUCGAAGACGAUCUCGGUCUCAGUCUCGAUCUCCAAAGAGGGAUGUUGCAAGAGAGAGGAAACGAUCUCAGUCUUGGUCUCCAAAAAGAGAGGAAGGCAGGAAGUCUCAGUCACUCUCUCCUAGGAGAGACACUUCAAGAGAGGGUAGACGGUCUCAAUCAAGAACAAAAGAUUCUUCCCCAAGAGAGAAAUCUAGAUCUCGAAGCAGAGAAAGAGAAAAUGACAGAGAUGGGCAAAGGAGAGAUCGUGUUAGGGAGAGGAGGGCCAGAAGGUGGUCUAGGUCCAGAUCUCGUUCUAGGUCAUGUUCAAGAUCUAGAACAAAAAGUAAUAAGUCCUCCUUCAGUAGAAAUGACAGAGACAGUUACUCUCCUAGGUGGAAGGAAAGAUGGACAAAUGACAAUUGGAGGUUUCCCAGGGGAAAUGAUAGAUACAGAAAGAAUGAACAAGAUAAGCAGAAUGAAAACUUGAAAAAAGAAAAAAAUGAAGUUAAUCCAGAUAUUGAUGAACAGUGUUCUGCUGAUAAACAUAAAAAUGACUGUCCAGAUUGGAUAAUGGAAAGAAUAAAUUCAGGUCAAGACCCAAGGACUAGGAAUACAGAGAAAUUUAAAGAUUCUCAUUGGGAAGAAAAUAGACAUGAUACUUCAGGGAAAUCUUGGAAUAAAAACUUUGGUUCCAGUUGGAUGUCCAGCCGGGGCAGAGGCAACCGGGGCAGAAGCACCUUCAGAGCAGGAUUUGGACAUAAUGAACAGAAUGAAAAUAGAUGGCAAAACAGAAAGCCCCUCUCAGGGAACUCAAAUAGUUCAGGGAAUGAGUCAUCAAAGUUUGUUGAACAGCAAUCCUAUAGACGUAAAAGUGAGCAAGAAUUUUCAUUUGAUACCCCUGCUGAUAGGUCAGGGUGGACUUCUGCAUCUAGUUGGGCUGUAAGAAAGACGUUGCCUGCUGAUGUACAGAAUUAUUAUUCAAGAAGAGGGAGGAAUUCCUCAGGCCCACAGUCUGGUUGGAUGAGGCAAGAAGAGGAAACACCUGAGCAAGAUCAAAACCUCAAAGACCAAACCAACCAACAAGGUGAUGGUACUCAGCUUCCUAUAACUAUGAUGCCGCAACAAAUGAAUGUAAUGCAACAACAAAUGAAUGCACAACACCAAACUAUGAAUAUCUUCCCAUAUCCAGUGGGUGUUCAUGCCCCCUUGAUGAACAUCCAACGUAAUCCAUUUAACAUUCAUCCUCAGCUACCCAUGCAUCUCCAUACAGGAGUGCCUCUCAUGCAGGUAGCUGCUCCUGCUAAUGUGUCUCAGGGAUUACCACCACCACCACCCCCUCCCCCGCCAUCCCAACAAGUCAACUACAUUGCUUCACAACCAGAUGGAAAACAAUCACAGGGUAUUCCUAGUGCUUCUCAUGUAGGUAAUAACACAAGUACACCAGUCUUGCCUGCUCCAACAUCAACCCCUGGAAAUAUGGGCACAUUUCAGGGACCAAGUUCUGGUAAUGCUUCAUCAUCAAGUCACAGCAAAGCUCCUAAUGCUGCUGUAAAAUUGGCAGAAAGCAAAGUAAGUGUUACAGUGGAAGCCAGCGCAGAUAGCUCGAAGACAGACAAGAAAUUGCAAAUUCAAGAAAAAGCAGCACAGGAAGUAAAGUUGGCCAUUAAGCCAUUUUACCAAAAUAAAGAUAUUACCAAGGAAGAAUACAAAGAGAUUGUGCGGAAGGCAGUAGAUAAAGUUUGUCAUAGUAAGAGUGGAGAAGUGAAUUCUGCUAAAGUGGCAAAUCUGGUUAAAGCCUAUGUAGACAAAUACAAACAUUCUCGGAAGGGGAGCCAAAAGAAAAACCCAGAAGAACCUGCAUCUACUGAAAAAAAAAUAGGAUGAAAUAGAAGCGCUAAGAACACUAUCAAGAUUAUCUGCAAAGUGCAAUUUCAACAAGUACCAUUAACUGAAAAUUAUACACAACUGUUAUUGAAAUCUGGUUUUGAUAAAAUUCUCUUUUUUCAAUGUAGGUUAUAAUGGUUUGUUCUAAAUUAAUAGAGUUCUGCACUGCAACUUCUUUAUCCCUUUUUUCAAAAACAAAUUGAAAGGAAAGUGAAAAGUUUGAAGGAGAGUGCAUUUGAAUUAGGAAUGUGCUAUAGUAUGGAUACUGGAAGAUGUACAGCAUUUUGACUUGAACAAUGGAGCACAUAAAUUAGAAACAAGUAACAUUGGUUUUGGAAGAGGUAUGUACAUGUAGACUGUAAGCCUAAAUAUAUUAUGGUAGGAUUUUCUUCCUCAUGUCUAUUCCCCUUUGAAUUGUGGUAAAAAUUAAAAUAAUGUAUUGCCAUGGAUAAUAUUUCUGAUAUUAACUAGACAGACUGGUUGCUGGAUUCAUUGUAUGUGUGUAUAUUUGUUUAUAUGUGUGUGUGUGUAUACAUACACAUAUACAUAUAUAUUUUUUAAAAAAAGCACGACUGUCAGAACAGAGAAAAAUGUUUAGAUAGAAAAAUUAUGGACAAUAGUACUGUUCAACUCCACAACUUUUGGGAUACUGUUCAACACCAAAUAAAGGUUAUGCUGCUUGUUUUAAUUUCGUGCCCUCCCCUACCCCCAUCUCUUUUGGCUUAUUAGGAAGAAAUGGUAUAACUUUUGUCUUUGCUAAAAUUUUAGCAGUCCAUAGUCUCUGGCUACACAUGGAAGGACAAUCCAGAGAACACUUUAGAAAUCGUGCACCCUUCAUUAACAUUUUCUACUGGCAGAGGCAGCAAAUUGUGACACCUGAGAUCUGUAGUUAUGUGCAUGAUUUUUUUGUGUUGACUUUUUUCUUGGAAAUAGGGUAUAAUAUAAACUUCUUUUUGGUGGCUUGGCUUACAGGUCAAGAAUAGUAUUAUUGUCAUUCUUUAGGAAUCUCAUUUUACAGCGAGUAAAAAUACUUAGACAUGUUGUAAAGUCCUAGGCAUGAACAUGUGUUUUGUGGUAAGGGAAGAGAGUAGUGCAGUUUUAAUUGGGUUUUGGGGGACGAUAAACCUAUUGGCUUAGAAAAUCCUACAAAACUCGCUGAUUUGGAAAUAGCAACUUAAAGACUAGUUUGGGGUCCUUUAUUUAAAGGAUGAUACUGGUACAGUACAAAAUCUCCCUCCA